Molecule: messenger RNA, 1275 nt
Organism: Knipowitschia caucasica
Lineage: Eukaryota; Metazoa; Chordata; Actinopteri; Gobiiformes; Gobiidae
Source: the annotation of a GenBank genome assembly
AUGUUCACCACAGAGCGGGGAAGAAGCGAGAGGGAGAGCAGCCGCAGGGGAGCAGUGUGGGCCACAAUGUGGUCAGAGAUGGGGAAGAAGUCCAGGGGCCUCCUGUCUCUCAUCCUCCAGAGUCCAGGGGCCUCCUGUCUCUCAUCCUCCAGAGUCCAGGGGCCUCCUGUCUCUCAUCCUCCAGAGUCCAGGGGCCUCCUGUCUCUCAUCCUCCAGAGUCCAGGGGCCUCCUGUCUCUCAUCCUCCAGAGUCCAGGGGCCUCCUGUCUCUCAUCCUCCAGAGUCCAGGGGCCUCCUGUCUCUCAUCCUCCAGAGUCCAGGGGCCUCCUGUCUCUCAUCCUCCAGAGUCCAGGGGCCUCCUGUCUCUCCAAUCCUCCCAGAGUCCAGGGGCCUCCUGUCUCUCAUCCUCCAGAGUCCAGGGCCUCCUGUCUCUCAUCCUCCAGAGUCCAGGGGCCUCCUGUCUCUCAUCCUCCAGAGUCCAGGGGCCUCCUGUCUCUCAUCCUCCAGAGUCCAGGGGCCUCCUGUCUCUCAUCCUCCAGAGUCCAGGGGCCUCCUGUCUCUCAUCCUCCAGAGUCCAGGGGCCUCCUGUCUCUCAUCCUCCAGAGUCCAGGGGCCUCCUGUCUCUCAUCCUCCAGAGUCCAGGGGCCUCCUGUCUCUCUCCUCCAGAGUCCAGGGCCUCCUGUCUCUCAUCCUCCAGAGUCCAGGGGCCUCCUGUCUCUCAUCCUCCAGAGUCCAGGGGCCUCCUGUCUCUCAUCCUCCAGAGUCCAGGGCCUCCUGUCUCUCAUCCUCCAGAGUCCAGGGCCUCUGUCUCUCAUCCUCCAGAGUCCAGGGGCCUCCUGUCUCUCAUCUCCAGAGUCCAGGGCCUCCUGUCUCUCAUCCUCCAGAGUCCAGGGGCCUCCUGUCUCUCAUCCUCCAGAGUCCAGGGGCCUCCUGUCUCUCAUCCUCCAGAGUCCAGGGGCCUCCUGUCUCUCAUCCUCCAGAGUCCAGGGGCCUCCUGUCUCUCAUCCUCCAGAGUCCAGGGCCUCCUGUCUCUCAUCCUCCAGAGUCCAGGGCGGCUCCUGUCUCUCAUCCUCCAGAGUCCAGGGGCCUCCUGGUCUCUCAUCCUCCAGAGUCCAGGGGCCUCCUGUCUCUCAUCCUCCAGAGUCCAGGGGCCUCCUGUCUCUCCUCCUCCAGAGUCCAGGGGCCUCCUGUCCCUCUCCUCCUCCAGAGUCCAGGGGCCUCCUGUCCCUCUCCUCCUCCAGAGUCCAGGGGCCUCCUGUCCCUCUCCUCCUCCUGA